Molecule: messenger RNA, 2913 nt
Organism: Acipenser ruthenus (sterlet)
Lineage: Eukaryota; Metazoa; Chordata; Actinopteri; Acipenseriformes; Acipenseridae
Product: GDH/6PGL endoplasmic bifunctional protein-like
Exons: 5
Coding region: 156-2528 (790 amino acids)
Biological process (GO): pentose-phosphate shunt; pentose-phosphate shunt, oxidative branch; glucose metabolic process
Cellular component (GO): endoplasmic reticulum
Molecular function (GO): NADP binding; 6-phosphogluconolactonase activity; glucose-6-phosphate dehydrogenase activity
Source: RefSeq, a predicted model, not a curated record
GCGUUGUGAACCGCAACGUUUCAAAUCCGGAUAUCCUGGUGGAAUGCAGGAAGUUUAGCUACUCAAUUCAGUACACACAGUUAUACAACGCAGAAGUGUGGACUGACAGUACUAGUGGUGCUAGGCCGGUGUGGAAGGAGCUUGCCCUGUGAAAGAUGAUCCCGUGGAAGGCUUUGUCUGGUCUGCUGCUACUCGUCGGCUCCCUGCAGCAGCAGACCUGGGCGAUGGACUCGAAGGGCCACGUUUCGGUGGUGAUAGUCGGGGCUACGGGAGACCUGGCCAGGAAGUAUCUGUGGCAGGGCUUCUUCCAGCUCUACGGGGAGCAGGUGAGCAGCGGGCACAGCUUCAGCUUCUACGGUGCAGCCCUUUCCGAACCCGAGAAGGGCAACCUGGCCAUGUCUGAGAUCCUCAAGGGGCUGGCUUGCUCAGCCGACGUGGCCCCCGAAAGGUGUGCCUUGCUGAAAGACCAGUUCUUGAAACUGUCUCAGUAUCGGCAGCUGCAGACGGCAGAGCACUACGCCGCUCUCAGUGCCGAGAUCCGGGAGCAGCUGAAGCAGGAAGGGCUGGUGGAAGCAGGCAGGCUGUUCUAUCUGUCCGUGCCGCCCUUCAGCUACGCGGACAUCGCCGAGAAGAUCAACAGCAGCUGCCGGCCGGACCCCGAGGUCUGGCUGAGGGUCGUACUGGAGAAACCCUUCGGGCACGACUAUGAAAGCGCCCUGCAGCUCUCCAAGGAUCUCAAGAAGUUCCUGAAAGAGGAGGAGAUGUACAGGAUAGACCACUAUCUGGGAAAGCAGGCUGUUACUCAGAUUCUUCCAUUUAGGCAUGAAAACAGAAAAUUAUUGGAUCCUAUAUGGAAUAAGCAUCAUAUUGAGAGAGUGGAAAUAGUCAUGAAGGAAACUGUGGAUGCAAAAGGUCGCACUCACUUUUAUAACCAGUACGGUGUCAUUCGGGAUGUGAUUCAGAAUCACCUGACGGAGAUCCUGACACAUGUUGCCAUGGAGAUCCCAGUUAACAGGAGCAGCUCUGAAGAGAUUCUUAAAAGCAAACUGAAGCUCUUUGGGUCUUUACAGCGGCUUGCUAAAGGAAGCGCAGUGAUUGGACAGUACCAGGCUUAUAACUCAGAGGUCACCGUGGAACUGAACAAGACCACAGACUACAUCAGCAUCACUCCAACUUUCGCGGGUGUUGCUGUGUACAUUGAAAAUUCCCAGUGGGAUGGCAUCCCGUUCAUACUGACCUCAGGCAAGGCUCUGGAUGAGAGAGUUUCGUACGUUCGUGUCCUCUUCAGGAACCAGGUCUUCUGCACCCAAAACAUUGUGAGCGUCCACUGUAAGCCCAAGCAAAUCAUCUUCCACAUUGGCCAGGGAAAUUUAAAAUACCCAGCUUUUCUGGUCAGCAAAAAUCUUUUCAAACCUCAGUUGCCAAUGAGUGGGUGGAAGGAGGUCACUGAAUACACGAAUGUGAGCUUGUUUGGUCAGCCGUUAUCAGGGUACUAUGUCUAUACACCUGUGGCACAGAUGGAUCCCUAUGCGGUGUUGAUAUCCCACAUCUUCCAGGCCAAGCGGGACAGUUUCGUGAGCGCCGAGAACCUGUUGGCAUCAUGGAAUUUUUGGACGCCGUUGCUUGACGGCAUAUCGCACGAGUACCCUCGUGCUUAUCCAGGUGGAGUGGAUAACACAAACCUGCUGGACUUUGAACUUCAAGGUAACGAGGUUUCAUUUGUUCACGAAGCUGUGGUGCUGUUGUCUCCCGUCCAAGGCGGAGCGUCUUCUGAGAGCUUUCAGAUCACCCAGGGGAAGUACAGAACGAACGAGAUGGUGACAGCCUGGGCUGAAGAGCUCGUAUCAAGGCUGGCUUCGGAUCUUCAUAUGGCUGCGGAAGAAGCAGUGAAACGGAGCGGCCAGUUUCACUUGGCUCUUUCUGGAGGGUCCAGCCCCAUCGCUUUGUUUCAGAGGCUGGUGCUGCAUCAUUACACAUUCCCUUGGAAGGGGACUCAUUUGUGGAUGGUGGAUGAACGCUGUGUCUCGCUAACCGAGCGAGGCUCCAACUUUAGGAACCUGCACGACAACCUUCUGCAGCACAUCAAGGUCCCUUACUUUAACAUCCACCCCAUGCCGGUCCUUGUGAAUCAAAGGCUUUGCGUGGAGGAGGACGGCGGAGCAGAGUCUUACGAGAAGGAAAUGUCCAGGUUAAUAAACGGCACAAGCUUCGAUUGGGUUCUGUUGGGGGUCGGAGAUGAUGGUCACACGGCCUCGCUGUUCCGGGGCUGCAAGUUGGACGUGCUUGAAAACAAGCUGGUAGCCUUGACGGAAAGCCCGUUCAAGCCCCAUCAGAGGAUGAGCCUGACUUUCUCUGCCAUCAACAAAGCCAAAAACAUACGAGUCUUAGUGCUGGGGAAGGGAAAGCACGAAAUGAUAACGCAGCUAAGCAGGGUGAAAGAUGAUCCGAAGAAGUGGCCAAUAACUGGAGUGAAACCAUCCAACGGGAAGCUGGUGUGGUACAUUGAUUAUGAGGCUCUUCUGGGAUAAUUAAUGAAAGUAAUGGAUAUCAAUGCGCAGUAUCAAAGGUGGUUGUCUUAAAUCUGUGGAUCUCUUAACCUGGUUAUGCUUUCAUUUACAGGUCCCAUAUUGCAUUGUAAUCAUUGAGUCAUUUUAUGAAUAAGUCACGAAAGCCAAUUAAGCAGUAGGUAAUCAUUUCAACUCAUUGAACUCAUGUCAAGAUGUAAUUUCAUGGUAAUGUAUUACCCCUGCAUUACAUUGUUACUAAUGAGAUACCAAGUGUUGCUAAAAUAAAUACCUGCUGUAGUGGUGUAAUUAAUUAGUUAUCACGUCAUUGUUUGCUAUGUGAUCUGUACCCUGUAACUGAAAGCAUUUUUUUAUUAAAAGGUUGCUCUCUAGAAACUAUUUUUAUGAA